AUGGGUGCCUUUCUAGGAAGGCUGAGCUCCAAGUGCACUGCGCCCUGGAGGCCGGAGCGAGUCACGACUCCAGUCACUGUCCGGCGGGACCCACCCCUAGCCCACUGGCUCCUAGAGCCACGCCUUCUGAGGUGGACCCGGCAGCAGCCACAGAAUCCCAGAUGUGCCCCCAAAAGCCGGAGCAAGGCCGGGGGCGGGCCAAGACUGCUUCCGGGGGCUCUGCGGAAAUUCCGAAACCCGCCCCUCAGCGAAGCUCCGGGACAGGCACACAGGCCUCCUCCUGGAGGACUCCAGGUGGGUGUCAGCCUGGCACCCACGGUGACCUGUAGGCGGGAGCCAGCCGAGAACCGUCUCAUCGGAGUCUUCUGGACAGAGACCCCUCCAAGGCUUCCAGGGCCGGGCUGCCCCUCCGGGGCAAAUGAAACCCCGCCCACGGGCGAGUACACGCUUUUCCCGGAGGUCCCGCGUCAAGACGGCGCCGGCCUGCGUAGAGCGUCAAGAUGGCGGCCACCCGGGUGGAGAGUCAAGACGGCGACCGCCCCGGUAGAGAAUCAAGACGGCGCCAGCCCGCGUAGAAGGUCAAGAUGGUGCUCACCCGGGAAGAGAGGCUGUGGCCAGCCUGUGGCGCCGUGUGUGUCCUGGUUCGGGUGCCGGCCCCUCGGACUGAGCCCGGCGGGUGAGCCUCGUCCGCGGAGAGUCCCGGCGCUCCUGGAUCGGCGGCCGUGUCGGGUAAGUCCCGCGCAGCCUUCCCAAGCUGUGAGCCUUCUCCUCGAGGGCUGGUUCCCAGGGCGCCAUGUUUGGGACAGUGUGUCCUCAGCGGUGUUUUUCGCGGCAGCUCGCUUCCCAGCCCGCGUUUGGCUGCCUGGCCCUCGAAAGGCCAAAGCUCGGGGGACCAGGGUCGGUGAAAGGGAAGGCUGUUCUGUUCAGGAGGCUGCAGCCGGGAAGGCGGCGGCCUGGGCCCGGGGCUUCCCCCGCGGGCCCUUCAGCGCGACAGCCUUUCUGAGGGGCCGGGGGCGCCAGGGGGCUCUGCCCAGGAUCCGCAGCCACUCAGGGGCCCGCGGGCCGAAUUGCUGGCUUCAGGGUGACUGUGUGCUCACAGCUGGGUCCGGAAUGGCGUGUCUUUGCCUGUUUGCAUGGCGGCUCUGCGUGAAACUGCUGAAACUCAAGCUGACAAGGCUGAGACUGUCUUGGGAAAUGUGCCUACCGUUUAGUGGCUGCAAGAGUCCGAGCCCAUGUGCGUGGAACAGCAUGAGGCAGGACCUGCUUGAGUUCCGAAAGCAACGGAAGCUGCUGCUGUUGCUUCAGAGUGCGUCUCCUGUGUUCCUUGUGAGAAGAAGCCUGCUGGUGCUGGAGUCUCAAAGCUCCAGGCAUCGGGUGCACCACCUUGGUAUUUGGAAGAUGAAACUGUGGGUCCUGAAGGAAAUAAUGGACCCUGUGGAUCCGAAUACUACACGUCUGGCUCCUCUCUUGACUCAGCCUCUUGUACUGAGAUCUUCAGGAAACAAAAGCAUAUUGGAGAGCCUGGUAAUCUUCCCCAGAAGGAAUUAGAAAAUACCUCUACCUCAGAUUACCCCUCCUCUCUCUCUGACUACGAGAAUAGCGAAAUCACCGAGUUACCUGAAGAUGUUCCUCGUGUUGGGGCCCUUGAGAUGACUCCGCCCCAGGUCUGGGAGGAGCGGGAAGCUUCCUCCUCCUCUCCCUCCUCCUCCUCUCCCUCCUCCUCCUCCUCUCCCUCUUCUUC
Manis pentadactyla (Chinese pangolin) is the source of this 1741-nucleotide messenger RNA. RefSeq lists its product as uncharacterized. NCBI's taxonomy places the organism in Eukaryota, Metazoa, Chordata, Mammalia, Pholidota, Manidae. The transcript is spliced from 7 exons. The record is from RefSeq and is a predicted model, not a curated record. Bases 1 to 1548 code for a protein of 515 amino acids.